Messenger RNA from Dermacentor silvarum, 2235 nucleotides. RefSeq names its product protein OS-9-like. Gene Ontology annotation, biological process: endoplasmic reticulum unfolded protein response; retrograde protein transport, ER to cytosol. The coding region runs from base 97 to 1953 and encodes 618 amino acids. The transcript has 13 exons. NCBI's taxonomy places the organism in Eukaryota, Metazoa, Arthropoda, Arachnida, Ixodida, Ixodidae. Gene Ontology annotation, cellular component: endoplasmic reticulum lumen. The record is from RefSeq and is a predicted model, not a curated record.
ACUCGCUCACUUCGUUAUUUACCCAGCUGACACAGCUUGAGACUACGUGUGAUAUCUCCCUGUACGGAUGCUCGUCGUCAGCUCACCUUAGUUAUCAUGAUCACGUCGGCCACGUUACUAUUGUUAUUUUUACGAUGUGUGCUUGCGUACUUCAAUUUGGAGGAACUUAGGAGUUUCAAUUAUGAAGUUGACAUCGUGAGCACACCUGUGAAAAUCAGCGAUGAUGUUGGAGCAUCGGUAAUACUUAUGAUGACGAAGUUUGGACAAGAGUAUCAGUGUUCCCUACCCGAGAGUUCCUACCCGACGGAACAUACAGAGUCUGAUGAUGCUGAAGAUGAGGCCCCGAACGUCUUAAGGUUACUGGAGCCACUAAGAAAUGCACCUUGUUUGACUAAGACACGAAACUGGUGGACAUAUGAACUCUGCUAUGGAAAGUCAAUCAAGCAAUUUCAUGUAGAAAAUGGCAAACCAGAAGGCGCAAUCAUAUUCCUCGGUCUCUUUGACUACGAUUUUGACUGGAACAAUGAAACAAACCUGGAGCAGUUCAACAAAACAGGCCAACAAAAGUACCACAGCCAGGUCUACAGCCAUGGUUCCAAAUGCGACAUUACCGGUGUCCCGAGGAGAGCAGAAGUCAGAUAUUUCUGUGAUGAAGACUCCACUGAUUACAUUGAAAGCGUGGAAGAGCCAGAGACUUGCAGCUAUGUCUUCACGGUGCACACUUCGAGGGUGUGCGCGUUUCCACCGCUGAAGCGGAUAUCUCCAUCCAAGCCCCACACCAUCUCUUGCAGUCCCAGGCUGACGGAAAAGCAGUACCAAAAGUACCUGGAAGUCAAGGAAAAUGAGAAGAAAUUAGAGGAAGAGAAGAGAAAAUUGUGGCUGCUGGAGCAGCAGAAAAACCUGGAAGCCAUCAAAUCUUUUGUGAAGAAGGAACCCAGCAACGGCAUUACCAACUUGGAGAAACCUGUAGUGGACAUUGAAGAGGCACAACCGGAGGUGCCAGCCGAGACGCAGAAUGACGAAGCACCAGUUCUGGAAAAUACACGAAACGACGUGGCGAAGCAGUUCAAAGAAGUGUUCAGCAAGAAGGGAGAGGGCGACCUUCGUGAUGAGGCCACUGCCCAGUUCAAGGAUGACAGUCAGGCGGACAUGAAUGCAGCCCUCGAGAGACUGAUGAAACGUCUAAAACAGAUGGAGGCUGAUGCUGAGGAUGAUGCGGAAGGGAGUGCAGGAAUCGCCUCUCAGCAGCAUGUUGCUGAGGAACAGCAAGGCAGUGAACAUCUCGUAGAACCAGAGAAUGCUUCCCAGGAUGUGACAGGCGGUGACGAGGUUGUGGAGAAUGAAUACGACGGGGAGGAUACCGGUCACUUGGCCAGCAGAGAUGGGCAUCAAGACGUUGGCGAAGAAGGUGACUAUGAAGACAACUCCGGAUACCCUGGUGAGGAUGGCCAAGUGGACUCUGAUGCAAGUAAACAGGGGGAAGAUAAGGACCUCGAGAGCCAAACAGGGGCGGAAGUGGAGCCGGAGGAAGUGGGCAGCCUGCGAGUUCGUAUUCGUCGGUACGGCCAACGCAAGUCAAAGGAGCCUGGCAAGAAGGCUCCCACUUACCAGGAGUUGGAUUUGCCAUCUGAGGACAAGUCAAAGUUGGAGACUGCACUGCGAGACAGGCUACAGAAAGCUGGUGUUACUGCAGGAGGAAGAAAAAUUGAAGUUAAAAUCAUCACCGCUGGUUAUUACGAUGAUGAGGAAGCCAAAGGCGUGAACGUUCUUUCUCCAGAAGAGACGCGCCAGUUUCAGAACAUGAUAGUGACCCUCCUGAUGGGAAACCAAGAGGCUGUCCAGGAGAUCGAAAAGCACCAGAGGCUAGAGAAGAACUACAAUUUUGUGUGGAACAACGAAGAGACCAAUACGGACACGCCAGCUUCAGUUCCGGAAGACGAGGAAGAGAGAUAGCCACCACACGCUCACAAGACAUUGCAAAACUAGUCAUCACCGCUGUCCGGAAUCUCUACACGAACUUUCAUCACUUUAGAAGGUGUGAACGGAAGGCGGAAGUGGGUGGGAAGGGAAAUGUGCAUUGUGGCUGUAAUUUUAAGUACUCACGAAGGGCACCUUAUCACCUGUUCACAUGCAGCAGGUAUUGGUCUCGGCUCAUUCGCUGAAGUUGUGAACACACCUUUUGUAUAUGUUUUCACUGCAUUGUUACUGAAAAUAAAAGUGAAAUAGUAUGCGGAA